This is a messenger RNA of Cucumis melo (muskmelon), 1865 nucleotides long. Its product is annotated as beta-amyrin 11-oxidase-like. Gene Ontology annotation, biological process: sterol metabolic process; multicellular organism development; brassinosteroid homeostasis. Gene Ontology annotation, cellular component: endoplasmic reticulum. The coding region runs from base 223 to 1689 and encodes 488 amino acids. The record is from RefSeq and is a predicted model, not a curated record. NCBI's taxonomy places the organism in Eukaryota, Viridiplantae, Streptophyta, Magnoliopsida, Cucurbitales, Cucurbitaceae. The transcript is spliced from 9 exons. Gene Ontology annotation, molecular function: ent-kaurenoic acid monooxygenase activity; heme binding; iron ion binding.
AGCAACUUCUCUUUCAUUCACAUUCUUACUUUACUUUAUAAGGUGAGAGAAAAAAAGUUCAAAUUCUCUUCAUUAUUUCAAUGUCUCCGUCUGGAUCUGGAUGAAAUUAACCAAAAGUCUUACACCAAAUUCAACAAAUUUCAAGUGUUCUUUUGCUUUAAGUGUGUUGAUCGCGAUCUCUUGCCCACUGCACUAAGGACCUAAGGUGUGAAGAGUGAAAAAAUGGAGUUGAAGGAGUGGUUGGUGUUGAUUAUUGGAAGCUUAGCUUUAAUUUUUGGAGUUAUGAAGAGAUUGAAUGGUUGGUAUUAUGAAGCCAAAUUGGGGAAAUUAUGGCCUAAACUUCCUCCAGGUGAUAUGGGUUGGCCUAUUCUUGGUUCUACUCUAUCUUUCCUCAAGAACUUCAACUCUGGUCAACCAAGAAUUCUCCUUCACAACCUUUCCAUUAGAUAUGGGAAAAGUGAUAUGUACAAAACUCACCUACUUGGUAGAGCAAGUAUAAUUGUUUGUACAUCUGAAGUUUGUCGUCAAGUUUUAUGUGAUGAAGAAAAGUUCAAACCUAGUUUACCAAGAAGCAUCACCCUUUUAUCUGGUAGAAAGUCAUUGAUGCAAGUGUUUAAGGCCGAGCACAGGCGGCUACGGCGGCUAACGAUGGCACCGAUCAGCGGCCAUUCAGCUCUAGAGAUGUACAUCAACCAUAUUGAACAAACAGUGGUAAGUGGUUUAGAGGAAUGGGCAAGCAUGAAGAAGCCAAUUGAGUUAUUGACAGAGAUAAAGAAGCUUACAUUCAAAAUUAUAUGGAAUAUUUUCAUGGGGUCUUCUUCUAUAGAUUCUUCCAUUGGAGAAAUUGAGGCUUUGUUUGCUCAAAUUGCAUUAGGCUUUAUAUCUUUGCCCAUCAACUUUCCUGGCUUCAGCUUCCAUAAAUCACUCAAGGCAAGAAAAGAGUUGCUGAGCUUACUUCAAUCCAUCAUAAACCAAAAGAGAAUGGAGAAGAAAAAAGAAGGGGAAAAUUGGGAAGCAAAAGAUAUGAUGGAUUUGCUAAUAGAAUUGAAAGACGAAGAUGGUGAAGAGUUGGAUGAUGAGACCAUUAGAGAUUUGAUUUUUGGUAAGCUAUUUGCUGGCCAUGAAACUUCAGCUUACACUGCUAUGUGGGCUGUUUUGUUUCUUACAAAUCAUCCACAUAUACUUCAAAGAACCAAGGAAGAACAAGAGGAUAUCAUUAAAAGAAGACCCACCACUCAAAAGGGUCUAAGUCUCUCAGAAGUUAAACAAAUGAAAUUUCUUUAUCAGGUCAUAGAUGAGACACUUCGAGUUGGUAGUAUCACAUUUAUGGUUUUCCGUGAAGCAGUAGUCGACGUCGAAAUCAAUGGUAAAAUUAUACCAAAGGGAUGGAAAGUUAUUCCUUGGUUUGGGGAGCUUUACAUGGAUGAAAAACAAUUUCCUUCUCCACAUGAGUUCAACCCUUCAAGAUGGGAUAAUUUUGUAGCUACACCAGGAGCUUUCACUCCAUUUGGAUUAGGAAGUAGAUACUGCCCUGGAAGUGAUCUUGCCAAGCUUGAAAUCUCUAUUUUUCUUCAUUAUUUUCUCCUCAAUUACAAGGUGGAACAACUUGACCCAAAAUGUCAAAAGACUUGCUUGCCAUUUCCUCAUCCUAAAGACAAAGGCUUGGCAAGAGUGCAUAAACUUGAAUAAUGAUCAACAAUAACAUCUAUCCAUAUAUAUUAUAUGUAUACACAUUUUUUUUCCUUUUGCCCUAGGAUCAUUUAACUUUAUAUGUUGUUAUAACUCAUCCGCUCAAGAGCUUUUAAGUUGAAUGCUAAUUUUGAUAUGGUAUCAAAGUAAAAGCUUCUGUGGAAGUUCUCGAACAA